Molecule: messenger RNA, 234 nt
Organism: Prorocentrum cordatum
Lineage: Eukaryota; Dinophyceae; Prorocentrales; Prorocentraceae
Source: the annotation of a GenBank genome assembly
AUGUGGAGUAUUGCGUGGACGUUGUCCACCGGGGCGGCUUCAAGUGGCGCACCUGGCGCCGCUUCUCAGAUUUCGACCAGCUGCACGCCGCGCUUGCUGCAGAUUCGGGCGACAUCAGUUUCCGACUGCCGGCUCCGCCGCAGAAGUCGUACCUCCCGCCUCAGCUGCAGGGCAUCUCCAGCGUGUUCUGCGACCACCGGCACCGGGAGCUGCAGGCGUACCUUGACGAGGUGA